Scatophagus argus is the source of this 732-nucleotide messenger RNA. RefSeq names its product cytochrome c oxidase assembly factor 3 homolog, mitochondrial. The transcript has 2 exons. Bases 62 to 337 code for a protein of 91 amino acids. NCBI's taxonomy places the organism in Eukaryota, Metazoa, Chordata, Actinopteri, Scatophagidae. Gene Ontology annotation, biological process: mitochondrial respiratory chain complex IV assembly. Gene Ontology annotation, cellular component: mitochondrial inner membrane. The record is from RefSeq and is a predicted model, not a curated record.
AGAAGAAUUGUUCCGGUUCGAGAAACUCUGUGCUUCCGGCAGCUGAUCUUCCAAACAAGUCAUGGCAGAAAAAGGAGCAGAAGGAUCCGCUAAACCUACACUAUCAGCGGCGGAGAAACAACUCCUCCGCCGCCGACAGGAGCUCGACUACUGGAAGAAGAAUGCAGCACAGCUCCGCGGCCGAAACCUGCUGACCGGCCUGGCCAUCGGGGCGUUUGUGGUCGGCAUGUUUAGCUACACCAUCCUGUCGGUGAAACAGGAGAGAAUCUUGGAGGAGCUGGAUGAUGAAGCCAAGAUCCACAUCAUCAGAGGGCCGCGGACGGGCGCCAACUCGUGAUGACACUGACCAUGGACUGUCAUGGACUUACUGUACCCUCAGCACAGGGCAGGUGGGGGGUGGGGAGCUUGUCUGUCACUUUGACAGACUGUGACCUCACACAGGCCUGUGACGAGCCAUGUCUGCCUAACUCAGAUUGUUUUUUUUUUGUUUGUUUUUUUUUCAUUGUUAGUUUUCUGGUACAACUUUAGAAAAUCUACUGUCCAUUUCUGGACUCUUUGCAUUCAUGUAAACUUACCUUAAAUUACGCAAAGCUUCAGCUUGAAAAAAACAGUAAAGCUUAUUUUACAGAUCCAUGAUUUCGAAGUGAAUAUUUUGUGAGACAGGUCAGCAGAACACGUGAAAAGGUGAAAGUUGUCAUUUUCAGUAAUAAUUAAAUGAAUAUUUACUUUGAA